AUGGGUUUUGUAUUACGUAUCUCAAUAUAUCCUUUCUUUCUUCUUCCCUUCCUUCUUUUUCAGGUUACUUGUGCAAAUUUAACAAAUGGGGGAAAAACAGAACUAAAAUCAGGAAGCUCCAAAUCCACACUAAAGCAUAUAUGGACAGAAAGUAGCAAAGACUUGUCCAUCAGUCGACUGCUGUCACAGACUUUUCGUGGAAAGGAAAAUGAUACAGAUUUGGACCUGCGAUACGAUGCCCCAGAAACUUAUUCUGAGCAAGAUCUCUGGGACUGGCUGAGGAACUCCACGGAUCUGCAAGAGCCUCGGCCCAGAGCAAAGAGACGGCCCAUCGUCAAGACUGGGAAAUUUAAGAAAAUGUUUGGCUGGGGUGAUUUUCAUUCCAACAUCAAGACUGUGAAGCUAAAUCUCUUAAUAACAGGGAAAAUCGUUGACCAUGGCAAUGGGACUUUUAGUGUUUACUUCAGGCAUAAUUCCACUGGUCAAGGGAAUGUAUCUGUGAGCCUAGUGCCCCCUACAAAAAUAGUGGAAUUCGACUUGGCACAACAGACGGUGAUUGAUGCCAAAGAUUCCAAGUCCUUUAACUGUCGAAUUGAGUAUGAAAAGGUUGACAAGGCUACCAAGAACACACUCUGCAACUAUGACCCUUCAAAAACCUGUUAUCAGGAGCAGACCCAGAGCCAUGUGUCAUGGCUCUGCUCCAAGCCCUUUAAAGUAAUCUGUAUUUACAUUUCCUUUUAUAGUACAGAUUAUAAACUAGUACAGAAGGUGUGUCCUGAUUACAACUACCACAGUGACACGCCCUACUUCCCAUCAGGGUGAGGACCAAUGUGUGUCUGAGACUCAAGCCUGGGGAAUAAAAAAGGUUGUAUGACAGGGCUGUAACCUCAAGGAGGAAGGCCACGUCUAUUGCCUGGAAUGUGUCUACCUGCUGCUGAUGUUAAAUGGCUGCAAAUAUAUUAGUGGAAAACAAUCUAAUGUAAUUUUUGCCCAGUCAGCUCCAUGUAUCAAUCUAGUUGUAAAUCAUUAUGGAUUUGAAAUAAAACCAUUCACAUACAAAGAGACACGCUCUUUCAGCUCACACCUAUUGAGAUUCCUGUUAAGAGAGCUUUCAUUGUCUGAUAUCUAAGGUUUCAGGAUAACCUAUCAUCAAGCAAAAUGGAUUAACUAAACAGAGAAUGCUUUCUAACUCAGACUGUCAUGGAAAUAUCUUUGAAAGUCCUUUGAGUACACACCAAUCAAUAAACCCCACUCAUGUGUUCUACUGCUUGGAGUAGCUGUACUGGUAAAUAAUACUGUAGGAGUAAAUACUUAUUAACAUGGGAAAAAUUUGUGUCUAGAUUUCAGUAUUCCUUCUUAUAUGAACACAGCAAAGCAUCGUGACUUUUUUCCAGCAUACAGUAGGCACAUUCGAGGUGGUGUCAGGUGGCUCUUUUUCCAUGGAGUGAUCCUGUUACUAGUAAAGAUGGGCAAACAUUUGGAAUUUACAUGUGGGCAGACAUUCUGGUUUCAUGUUUCUCUGAUUCUUUAAGCUUUGAUUCUUUAAACGUGGUUGAAUUUAGGCCACCUAAGCUACUUAGGAACUAUCCAACUCUCUAAGAAGGAAAAUGCCUGGUGGAGAACAUGUAAGUUAUAAGUGGGUGUCUUAUCUUUAUUACAAAAUAUUGUAACAAAUUCAAUAUACUAGUCUUCAUUUGUAUGAAUGGUUUGUAUUGUACAUAAUUUAACUGGUGUUAUUUGAGCUGCUUAUUAAUAUUAACUUGUAAUUGUCUCUCUGCUUGUUAUUGGUUAAAAACAAUCAAGGAAAUGAGGAAUCCAUUUUAUCAGUGUAGCUGUAAACUCCAUGAAAAGACAGAACUAUGUACAAAGCAUUUAUUCAGUUAAAGUAUUGUUGAAAGCUAUACAUAUACAACAUUACAGUCUGUCUGUAUUCUAGAUUUUAUUUCAAAAAGAAUUAACCGUACAUAAAAAUAAAAAAUCUUAAAGUUGAGUUU
Merops nubicus (carmine bee-eater) is the source of this 1994-nucleotide messenger RNA. RefSeq names its product neurexophilin 1 (gene NXPH1). Bases 1 to 822 code for a protein of 273 amino acids. Lineage: Eukaryota; Metazoa; Chordata; Aves; Coraciiformes; Meropidae. The transcript has a single exon. Gene Ontology annotation, molecular function: signaling receptor binding. The record is from RefSeq and is a predicted model, not a curated record.